Messenger RNA from Penaeus indicus, 1942 nucleotides. RefSeq names its product basic proline-rich protein-like. The record is from RefSeq and is a predicted model, not a curated record. Lineage: Eukaryota; Metazoa; Arthropoda; Malacostraca; Decapoda; Penaeidae. The coding region runs from base 1 to 1263 and encodes 420 amino acids. The transcript is spliced from 2 exons.
AUGGUAAUAGAAGAGGAGGUGGAUUUGGAGGUUAUGGUAAUGGUAGAGAAGCCGGAGUUGGAAGUGCCUACAGUCACAAUGGGAGCUUCGGAGUUAGUCUUGGACAAACCCCAGUUGGAAGUGGCGGUUCCGGUUCGUGGCGACGUAGCUGUGUUAGAAUCCUCUGAUAGAAUUAAAAGGUCUCCUUUUAUCCCUCGCGCUCAGCCUCGGUCCCGCUCUCGGAGGCCGAGCAGAUCAAGGCCCUCCUAUGGCCGGUCUCGUCGUCCAUCAAAAGGACAACGAAGACCUCAGAAAUCUCGACCUAGUAAAGGACACCGUCGUCCUCGCCCGAGCAAAGGACGCCCUCGGCCAUCUUAUGGACCUCCUCCUAAGGCCCCUAGCCCAUCCUAUGGAGCUCCCCCAAAGGCCCCUAGCCCAUCCUAUGGAGCGCCCCCAAAGGCCCCUAGCCCAUCCUAUGGAGCUCCUCCAAAGGCCCCUAGCCCAUCCUAUGGAGCUCCCCCAAAGGCCCCUAGCCCAUCCUAUGGAGCGCCCCCAAAGGCCCCUAGCCCAUCCUAUGGAGCUCCUCCAAAGGCCCCUAGCCCAUCCUAUGGAGCUCCCCCAAAGGCCCCUAGCCCAUCCUAUGGAGCGCCUCCAAAGGCUCCAAGUCCUUCUUAUGGGGCCCCUCCUAAGGCGCCUAGUGCAUCCUAUGGAGCUCCUCCCAAGGCUCCCAGUCCUUCCUACGGUGCUCCACCCAAGGCUCCUAGCCCAUCCUAUGGAGCUCCUCCUAAGGCUCCAAGCCCAUCCUAUGGAGCUCCUCCUAAGGCUCCUAGCCCAUCCUACGGAGCUCCUCCAAAGGCUCCUAGCCCAUCCUACGGAGCUCCUCCAAAGGCUCCUAGCCCAUCCUAUGGAGCUCCUCCUAAGGCUCCUAGCCCAUCCUACGGAGCUCCUCCUAAGGCCCCUAGCCCAUCCUAUGGAGCUCCUCCUAAGGCCCCUAGCCCAUCCUAUGGAGCGCCUCCAAAGGCUCCCAGUCCUUCUUAUGGAGCCCCUCCGAAAGCACCUAGCCCAUCCUAUGGAGCUCCCCCUAAGGCCCCUAGCCCAUCCUACGGAGCUCCUCCCAAGGCCCCUAGCCCAUCCUAUGGAGCUCCUCCAAAGGCUCCCAGUCCUUCUUAUGGAGCCCCUCCAAAAGCUCCUAGCCCAUCCUACGGAGCUCCUUCUAAGGCCCCAAGUCCUUCUUAUGGAGCUCCUCCGAAGGCUCCCAGUUCUUCCUAUGGCGCUCCUUCAUAGAGAUGUAUAUGAUUGAGAGCCGUUGUUUAGAUAUCCCUAUUUUCCUACCCAUAGCGUAGUAGUCAACUUACCUCUUUAAUAACAAUAUAUGCUUCGAAUAGUGACAAUAGGAUUGCUCGGUUACAUCCCCCAUUCAAGAUACCUCAAAUCAACAUUUUACCAUUUCAGUAUUCUGAAAGCCCUAGGUAUUGGAGACAGUGUUUGUCAAGACAGAAAAGGAGAAUGUGGGAUAUCAAAAUGAGAAUGUGAACGGUGGAGGAUGCAGAGGCACCAUUGCAUCCACUGGAUGAGUGAAGGAUUUGUCACUCGAAAGGACAUCGUCAGUGGAAGGAGUAGAAAAGGAAGCCUGAAACAUACAAAAACAAAAAAUCACAAGGAAAAUUUUAUACGAUUUUCCCAUAUAUCAUUCCCGAAAAUCUAAACUGUAGAUAGAACUUUCUUUUCCUUAAUCCUUUAGUCUAGUCUUACACAUGUGUCUGUGAAAUAAAGUUCCUUCUUCCUAUUUCAUGUACCUUUUGGUGCCUGUCUCUGUGUUUUUUUUCGUUGUUAAUAUCUCCUGUUGGGUGCAAUUGUUUGUCAUACGUUCUAAUGUUACUGUAGGUGAAAAUGACGGCACAAUGGACAUGAUGUUACCAUCUGCAAGAUGUGAUCUGGAGUUUAUAAUAAAAGAUACAUUAAU